This is a messenger RNA of Rhipicephalus sanguineus (brown dog tick), 408 nucleotides long. RefSeq lists its product as uncharacterized. The transcript has 5 exons. The record is from RefSeq and is a predicted model, not a curated record. Bases 67 to 408 code for a protein of 113 amino acids. NCBI's taxonomy places the organism in Eukaryota, Metazoa, Arthropoda, Arachnida, Ixodida, Ixodidae.
CAGCCGCCUAACCAAAGCACGCUGUGAGAUUAUUUUUGUGCUACCGCUGUGUACUCAAAAAGCACCAUGAAGGCGGCACUCUUCAUCGCUUCUGCGCUACUGGUGGCGACCGUGGCCAACGCUGGACAGUUCUUGUGCCGACUGCCGGAGGACAAGGUGGUCCCGGCGCUCGAGUGCUUGCAGCAGAACGUGAAUCCCGAGAUCGCUAGCUACCUAGCAAGGUUGCCUGAGAAGGGUGCCGGCUUUGUCCGAAGCGCUUGCAAGUCGGGACAGAACUUUGAGGAGAUCAUGCGCUACGUCUGGACGGAAGACUACCUGGCAGAGAUCAGCACGCUGACAGAUAUGCGAGGCCAAGUUCUGAGUGGAAAUAUGUUAGUGCUCGAGUGUGUGCGUGUGUGUAGGAAAUAA